Messenger RNA from Exophiala oligosperma, 4079 nucleotides. RefSeq lists its product as uncharacterized. Gene Ontology annotation, molecular function: ATP binding; ATP-dependent chromatin remodeler activity. The transcript is spliced from 2 exons. Lineage: Eukaryota; Fungi; Ascomycota; Eurotiomycetes; Chaetothyriales; Herpotrichiellaceae. The record is from RefSeq and is a predicted model, not a curated record. The coding region runs from base 244 to 3963 and encodes 1239 amino acids.
UUUCAGCCUCGUCGUUGACUCUGUAGCUGGUUAUUUCAUUACCCCCUGAUCAGGCUCCAGUCGCCGCCAAGUUUAGCCACGGUUACGUAUUUGGUCUGACAAUAUACAACAGCGGCUUUUCGACCAGAAAGUUCUUGGAAACUCUGUCAGACAACAUUCUUCAAGAUUAAUCCGUGAUAUCGCCUUCACGUCACCUCCAAGUUACUUCAUGUGCUUGAGAUAGUGAAUGGUAGUGCCUUCACCAUGUCUCAACUCGACCAAUGCACGGGUCAGCCAUCUGAUGAUGUCGAUGAGCCUUUUGACGAUGAAGAUUUCUACAUUGGCUGCUCGAAUAUUGAUAGUCAAACCUCAACGUCCGCAACACAACAGACGUUGUCAAGGACCAUUCUUCAGCACGGUACUCAGCCACUUUUGAAGCAUUUCUGGGCCAAUUCAAAACAAUCAGAUCAGGGACCCCGGUGUCAGCCACAAAAGCAUUCGCCAAUGUCCGAGAAAUAUGUGGCUCUUGGGGCCAUCAGACUCUAUCAGCAUGACGAAGAUACACACACGGGACGCUGGACUAUGAUCGGUCCGAAACGCGAACACCUCUACCCUGCUCACAAUUCUCCUCUAGAUCUGGGAGAAAAACGGCAGUGGCUGAGAACCGAGAUAGUCGCUCAUGCAGAUGAUAAGCAUUGUGCUUGCCUGAGGAUAUAUGCUCUUCCCGAGGAUGUCAACCGCAGCAGCCGCGGCUCUAUCAAAGAUCUUAGAAAGGUCUUGAAGUUCGUGACUGAGUUCGUUGAUACCUCCCCACAGACCUGGACAGGCAGCUACAAGCCAAAUGCUCCAAUCCAGACUUAUCACCGCCCUCCUUCCUCGGAAGAAGAAUCCCUUUUCUACAUCUUCAACACUUUGUCAUCGCCAAAAGCAUCGUACGAUGAUGUCGGAGCUUGUCCAUAUAGCCAGCAGUCUAUGGCUGCGGUUUUGGACGAUACCAUCGACGGCCUCAAAACACCUUUGUAUCCUUACCAGAAACGCUCAGUUGCUGCUAUGCUUCAGAAGGAAUCGAAUCCGGCGAAAUUAAUGGACCCAAGAAAAGCACGCUUUUCAGAUUGUCACGGUAAAGAUUUUUACUUAGAUGUGCUGGAAGGCAUCCUUCUCGUCCACCCUCAGUACUACAGCGAGCCUCGAGGUGGCAUUCUGGCAGAGACCAUGGGUUACGGAAAGACGUUGAUAUGCGUUGCCCUUAUUCUUGCAACUAGAGGUCACUACCCGACCCUUCCUGAAGGCAGGCUUGACACUCUAUCGGAAACCAAGAACCCGCGAACUCCUAGCUUACUGGACUUGGCAGCUAAGAAGUUAAAGCAUGCUGGUGUGCCUUGGAAGGCUCAAUUUGCUGCUUUUGCAAAGGAAGGCUAUCAGUAUGAUCAAUGUACUCAGGCCAUUGACAGAUAUGACGCGAAGUUUGCGGAACCGAUAUUCCACCCGAUAACACCGAGUCGAAUACACAAAAAACGCGAAGAGUUCAGAGUCUUGCGUCUGUGUUACAGUACUUUGUUGAUUGUACCGCCGAACCUGUUGAUACAGUGGCAGAACGAGAUCCAAAAGCAUACGAAUGAAAACUCCCUGGAUGUUCUUGUGCUCGACUCAUCUACGACAGAGAUUCCUUCAUAUAAGACGCUCAUGAAGUACGAUAUCGUACUAAUCACAAAGUCUCGCUUUGACCAAGAAUAUCGCGAUGACGACUUGAACCAGGGCAGACGAAUGUAUGGUAAGGAGAAAUUCCGUUCACCUUUGACCGAAGUACGCUGGCUUCGAGUGAUCUGUGAUGAAGGUCAUAGCUUUGCAGGCUCAAGCUAUAGAACUCAUGCGAUGGCUAUGCUGGACAAAAUGUCAAUCGAGAGACGCUGGGUAGUUUCCGGUACCCCGUCGCAAUCUCUUCAUGGCGUGGAGGUCAAUCUCGCGCUGAAUGAAAGUGACCAUAGCCUUGAGUCCUCUCGGAGUGUCUCAAUUCAGAAUUCAUUGGAGCGCAGAAAGAUGAAGGACUCGGCUGCAGAAGAGAUCAAAGACAUGGAGCGACUGCGUGUCAUGGUGGUCAAGUUCCUCAAACUUCAACCCUGGGCUAAUCAAAAAGGUUCUGACUAUGCGGACUGGAAGAAGUAUCUCGCCCCAUUUGAUGUCGAUGGUAAGCGACGAUUUGCACCUGCGCUGAGAGAUAUUUUACAGUCUCUUAUUGUGCGGCAUCGUAUCGAGGACAUCGAUGCAGAUCUCUGCCUACCUCCGCUGCACAACACUACAGUCUAUCUUGAACCAUCGUACUAUGACAAGCUCAGUAUGAACAUGUUUCGAAUGCAACUGAGCUCAAAUGCUAUCACUUCUGAACGAGUGGACGAGGACUAUAUGUUUCAUCCCAAGAACAGAAAGCAUCUGGACGAUCUGGUCAACAAUCUUCGCCACUCAAGCUUCCAUUGGGUAGGCUUUACCGAACAUGAGGUGACUGAGACUAUCCGCGUGAGCAACACAUAUCUGGAUAAAAAUCUGGAAACCAUCACAGAUAGUGAUGGUCGCUUGCUUGCUGAAGCCAUCCUGAAUGGUGAGCGCGCCUUGAACGAUCUAACUUGGCGUGCAUUCUCAUUCUUUCAUGAAAUUGGAGUCUAUGUUGAAGAAUUUCCCGAACACGCGAGACAAGCGUGGGCAUUGCACGGCGAAGAAACGAACCCGCUACUGCUUGGUACUGUUCAGGCUCGAGAGGCACAACAGUACGUUCUGAAGAGGCUCGAUUCAGACUCUCCCACCGACGGAUUGACGGGUGCCGGGCUGCGAGCAAUGCUUGCUGCCAGAGAACGGGCUACUGAGCAGCAGCAAGAAAGAAACAAGAAGUCUAAUAGCACCAGCACCUCAAAAUCACCCACUGCCGGUACAAGCGAGGAACCCAAAGUGAAAAAUCAAUCGACAUCAUCCAUGUCUUCUUCCUCUACCCAAGGCCCGACGGGAAAGGGGAAAAUGUCAGACAUUUUAUCCACAGCUCAAAAAAGGCCACGAUCAUUAUCAGAUGCCAAAUUUCCCUCGUCGCUGCCGCAGGCCAAAAUCCUCGGCUUUACGUCCGCCAAGUUGAAUUAUCUCUGCUCUAGGAUCCUCGAGCUGCAGCAGGACGAGAAGAUGAUCAUAUUCUACGACUCCAACAAUAUAGCGUUCUGGAUUGCCGAAGCCCUGGAACUUUUAUCGGUACACUUCUUGAUCUACGCCAACACCCUCUCCGUCACGCGAAGAGCAGCCUACUUGGCCACGUUCAACCAGUCGGAUGUUUUUCGAGUCUUGUUAAUGGACCUCAAGCAAGCGUCACACGGACUCCAUGUGGCGGCGGCAAGCCGGGUUUUCAUAGUGUCACCGAUAUGGCAACCAAACAUUGAAUCUCAAGCCAUCAAGCGUGCUCACCGUAUCGGCCAAACUAAACCCGUGUACGUGGAGACACUCAUCCUGAAGGACACCCUGGAGGAGAAGAUCCUCCAGCGUCGCCGACAAAUGAGCAACGCCGAACUUGUCAAGGCCGAAAAGAGUCUGCUCGACGAUGGCACCAUGAACGGCAUCAUCCGUGCCGAAGGAUUUCUCACAUUCGUCGAGGGUGAAAAGGAGAGGAUGAUUGGUGGAAAGCUGGAUUCGCCGGUGCCUUUGUUCGAGAGGAGAAAUGCGAUGGGGAAUAUCGAUGGCGGUAGUGGUAAUGGUGGGCAAGAUGGCCUUAUCCUCGGCCUCGAAGACGAGCACGUUUCCAAAAGGGCCAAGAAAGGCAAGGGAAAGGAGAAGCAGAAGACAGUUGCGGUUGGCGGCGGUAAGGUUAUUGUCGCGGCGCCUCACGGUCCACAGCUCCCUGAUAUUUCGGUAGAGAUUCCAAGGUCGACGAAAUUCGAUGAUGGGCCUGUUCAUUCUGAGCAGACGAAGAAAAAGAAGAGCGUCAGGAUAGUGGUGGAUGCUUCGUUGAGUGCUUGAGACUCCCACGACAAUUCUCGAUUCUGUACGGAGCACGAACAAGUCGUUCUUAGAAACAAACGUAUCAAAUUGCACAAUAUUCAUUCAGGACCAAAUCUGUCCCCCUAAUAAAUAAG